This is a messenger RNA of Rotaria socialis, 738 nucleotides long. NCBI's taxonomy places the organism in Eukaryota, Metazoa, Rotifera, Eurotatoria, Philodinida, Philodinidae. The record is from the annotation of a GenBank genome assembly.
AUGAACGAAAGUGAACUUCGAAGUGAAGAUUCUCUACAAUCAGUUAAAUAUUUAGGUAAAACACCAUCACCCUAUUCACAUGGAGUAGGCAUAGCGAUUGAACCUGCAAAAACUCUAUGGAAACGAACCAACAAAGGUUCACAGUAUAAUCGUUGUGCUAUAUCAAUAGAUCGAUUUGGUUUAUGUAUAUAUGAAGAAAUAGCGAAUGGAACAUAUAAAAUAGCUUGGACCGAUGCCAUUGAAAAUAUAUCCUAUUGUGUUGCUGAACCUUUACAUCGUCGUCUAUUCGCAUGGAUUUCUCGUUCACCAAUUUCUACUCAACUUGAGUGUCAUGUUGUACUUUGUAGAACAAGUAAACAAUCACGAUUACUUACUGAAUUAUUAGCACGAGUAUUCUAUGAAUCUUAUCGCUCUGUACAAAAACGACCAGUUGAUUUAACACCAAAUCUAUCAACACGUUGUUCGGUAUGUGAUACUAUAGUGCGACAACAGCAAUUAAAUAAUAACUCUUUUUCAUAUCGAAAUCAUCCCGAUCAACGAUCGUUUAAUAAUUUUGAAGACAGACAACAAAUUGAUAAUUAUGAACAGAAUGAACUUAAUGGACCUAUGGUAGCUCGAGCCGUUGUAAGAAAUUAUGAAGAUGCUUCAAUACAUAGUAGUAGUCGUCAAAGUUUUGAUUACGAUUCAAUAUUAUCCGAUAAAAGAUCAAUUAAACCAUCGGAAUAUUAUCGAAGAUAG